CAGUAAGAAUGCAUGUCUUUUGUGAAAAUGACACAUCGUGUCGCACCCGCCCUGAGGAAGCAGGUGAGGAGAAGUUAAACCGGACGGGGGGACACGUUCAGUGUUGAUUUAUAUCGCAAAGAAUUCAUCAAAAAUGGCAGACCUGUGGGAAGACUUGCAAAGUGUUGCGAAUGCUGCUCCUGCUUCAUUCACAGCAGCGCCAGGGGAGAGAGGUACCAUUAAGGCCAAUUCUAACUUCAACGUCAGUGAAGAUGUUGCAGCUCUCCGUAAAGCAGUUGAAGGCAUAGGUACAACCGAGAAGACACUGAUAGACAUACUUACUCACAGGAGCAGCAGUCAGAAACAGGCUAUUUCAAAGGCAUAUGAAGAAACCACAAAGAGGAUUCUUGUAAAUGACUUGAAAGGUGACACCAGGGGCAAUUUUGAAAAGGUGCUUGUUGCCCUCACCAGACCGCUUGCACUCAAUGAUGCCAAAUGGCUAAUCAAAGCAAUGAAAGGGGCAGGAACGGACACCAACAUCCUGAUAGAAAUACUUGCCUCGCGGACAAAUAAACAGAUCAAGGAGCUGUCUGCCGCAUAUGCUGAGAAAACAAAGAAAACGCUGAUACAGAACUUAAAAACAGAAGUUUCUGGGGAUUUUGGCAAAGCAAUCCUUCUGCUUGCUGAGGGUGCGAGGGAUGAAAGCACCAAUGUGAAUGCAGACAAGGCUAAAGAGGAUGCAAAGGCCCUCUAUCAUGCAGGCGAGAAGAGACUGGGAACUGAUGAGUCCAAGUUCAUUGAGAUCCUCUGUAAAAGGAGCAUCCCUCACCUGAGACAAACAAUAUUGGAAUAUAAAAACAUCAGUGGCAAGACUUUGCAGAAGAGCAUUGAGAAGGAAAUGUCUGGAAAAUUGGAGGAACUGCUGGUUGCCGUUGUAAAGUGUGUGAUGAGUACUCCUGCAUACUUUGCUGAAAAACUCUACAAAAGCAUGAAGGGAGCUGGUACAGAUGAAACCACUCUGACCAGAGUAAUGGUCAGCCGUGGAGAGGUUGACAUGCUGGACAUCAGAGCUGAAUUCAAGAAGCUCUAUCAGAAUUCACUCUACAAGGAAAUAAGUUCUGAUGUGUCUGGCAACUACGGUGAUUGCUUGAACAUGAUUUGUGGAGGAGAAGACUAACCCAGAAAUGCUACUAAUGAUUUCCUGUUUGGUUAUUUUGCAAUGUCUGUUAAAUGAAUACAUGUAAAAAAGCUUUUUCAGAAAAUAUGUAGUUUGUAGCUGGUUUACUGCAGGUAAAGGCACAGAGUAAAAUUAAUAUUGAUUCAUGAUUGCUGUUUAAAACAUUCCCAUUGUUUUGUCUAAAUGACUCGAUGGCAAGUAAAAACACUGCAAUGUUGAAAUUCUGAUAAAUCAUGAAUAUUAAAAACAAUAAAGAAAUUACUAUGAAUA
Onychostoma macrolepis is the source of this 1426-nucleotide messenger RNA. Its product is annotated as annexin A3-like. The record is from RefSeq and is a predicted model, not a curated record. NCBI's taxonomy places the organism in Eukaryota, Metazoa, Chordata, Actinopteri, Cypriniformes, Cyprinidae. The transcript has 14 exons. Gene Ontology annotation, molecular function: calcium ion binding; calcium-dependent phospholipid binding. The coding region runs from base 134 to 1156 and encodes 340 amino acids. Gene Ontology annotation, cellular component: cytoplasm.